UGCUUUGAGUCUGAAGUUCUUCCUGACUUCUAGACUGUAAGUCUAGUGAAUCCUGCCCUCAGCCACUGCAGUCCAAGAUGUGUACCAAGAUGUGCUGAUCAGCGGUGCAGCCUUAACUCCUAUGGGCCACACUCCAGAGGAGCAGGAGAGUCUAAGUAUAGUGAAGGUGGAGGAAGAGGAGGAUCAUGCUUGGGAGCAGAAGCCUGCACAGCCAGAAGAUAUACACCCUUAUCAGAAACUUUCCUGCCAGCACUUUAGGCAGUUCGAUUACCAGGAGGCCCCUGGACCUCACGAGGCUCUGAAGCAGCUCUGGGAGCUCUGUCGACAAUGGCUGCAGCCUGAGAUGCACACCAAGGAGCACAUCCUGGAACUGCUGGUGCUGGAGCAGUUCUUGACCAUUCUGCCAGCGGAGUUCCAGGCCUGGAGGUGGGACUAUCAUUCAGAGAGUGGAGAGGAAGUAGUGACUGUGCUGGAGGAUCUGGAGACAGAACUUGGAGACAAACGACAACAGUUCUGAGCCCAUGCACAUCACAAACAGGAAGUGCUAUGGAAAGAAGGAGAACCUGUAAGCUUCCCAGAUCAGCCCCUGAAUGUCCAGCUAAAAUAUGGUGCCUGGGAGCACAGUCCUCUGCAAGAGAAUAGAGGUGAAACCAGGAAUGUAACUGAUGAGUUGACUCCAAAGCAGAUUUCUGCAAAAAGAAAUUCAUUGGCUGUUUUCCAGGAUCUGAUGUGUGGCAAAACUUCAAUAUGAGGUUAAAUUAGAACAGCAAAAUGUCAACUUCACAGGAGAAAAACAACAUGAAUGCAAGGAGUGUGGGAAGACCUUUGCUCAGAGCUCAGGGCUUGUUUGACAUUGGAGAAUUCACACUGGGGAGAAUUCUUGUAAGUGUAAUCAGUAUGGAAAAGCCUUCAUUUAUAGAUCAGCCCUUUUUUCACCCUAGGAAAUUCAUAAUAAGAUAAAAUGCUAUCAGUGUAAUGAAUGUGGGAAAGCCUUUGGUCAAACCACACGCCUAGUUCUUCAUCAAAGGAUCCACAAUGGGAAGAAACCCUGUGGAUGCACAGAGUGUGGUAAAUCCUUCAGUCAAAGUUCACACCUUACUGGACACCUGAGGAUCGACACUGGAGAGAAACACUUCAAAUGUAAUGAGUGUGAGAGGGCUUUCAGUCAGAGGUCAGGGCUCAUGGACCAUCAGAGAAGUCACACUGGAGAGAAACCCUAUACAUGUAAGGAAUGUGGGAAAGCCUUUCAAAGGAGUGUCAGCCUUACUCAGUACCUGAGGAUCCACACUGGGCAGAAGUCUGUGUAUGCAUCCUGAUUCCAAGAAGCCCCUUAAUCAGAAUUACUGAAGUAACCCAUUACUGGACACUUUAAAAAGCUGUGCUGAAUACGGACCCUAUCACUAUAAAAUAUAUGCAAGAACAUCGGAGAUGUAGUAUUUCCAUUUCCGUGUUUUCCCAACAUCAAACAAUACACCAGGUAGUCACAUUGGAAUAGCUUCUUAGCCAACUGAGUAAAACAUUCUUAAUGCCUUGCCAUUAGUUACACAGAACCAAAAGCUUGUGUUUAGAGCAAACUUCUCAGCUACCAUUUUGAGAGAGGCUUAUGCUCAGAAAGCUCCUGCUCUUUACACGGUUUAUUUUAUCCCUUUAUUAUUUUUCUUCUAAGUGUCCUUUAUACCACCGUUGU
Messenger RNA from Loxodonta africana (African savanna elephant), 1687 nucleotides. Its product is annotated as zinc finger and SCAN domain-containing protein 16-like. The transcript has 3 exons. The record is from RefSeq and is a predicted model, not a curated record. Bases 122 to 517 code for a protein of 131 amino acids. NCBI's taxonomy places the organism in Eukaryota, Metazoa, Chordata, Mammalia, Proboscidea, Elephantidae.